AGCGCGAUGGCGGAGAUUGUUGACGGUCACGGGUUUAGUGGGAAGGAAAAGAUUACGGAGAUUUUGAACCGUCGGCACAAGGAGCGGGAAAUUCAGAUUCAGGCGGCCAAGUUGGAGAGGGAAAAGGAUGCGGACGAAACGGAGGCGAUGCAGUUUUUCGAGUCUUCGUUCGACGAGAAGGUUAAGCUGAUUGGAAAUAGCUUGGCCACGGUCGGCAAAAGUGAGCACAAGGCACAGGUGUUUGCCGAGGUGCAAAACGAGAUCUACGACCUGCAGCGCUACCUUUCGACGUCCACGUUCUUCCUGAACGAGUACAAGAUCAAGGUUUGUCAGAACACAAUUACAGAUCUUUGCAAACAACUGGAAACACUGAAGGCGGAGCUGAUUCCGAAGAAAAAGUUCGGCUUCAAGAGCAAGAAGAUAGUCAAGACGAGCGCGGAAAAGUUCACCUUGGACAAGCUGGACGGAGCAAAAGACGCGAGUGCCGGUGAAGACCGCAUGAAGUGGACAUUUGCCAACCGGAAGAACGAAUUAAUCGAGUUGCCACGAGAAAAGAUCGACGACCAAACUAUCACCGGUUCUGAUCUUACCAACUGCGUCAUCCGCCUGGAAGGUCACUCCGGGUCGCUGCAGUUUGCCAAACUGGAGAAUUGCCUAGUCAUCUGCGGACCCACAGCUCGUUCCAUCUUCCUGGACGACUGCCACAACUGCAAAUUCGUCGUCGCUUGCCAGCAGCUCCGAUGCCAUCGGUCGCGGAACUGCGACCUCUACCUGAAAGUCACCUCCCGGGCCAUCAUCGAAGACUGCGCGCAAAUCCAGGUGGCCGAAUACAACGGAAUCUACCCCGACCUCGACGGUGACCUCCUCAAAUCCGGCCUCGACUCCACAGUCAACAAUUGGAACAUCCUCGACGACUUCAACUGGCUUUCAACGGACAAACCCUCCCCAAAUUGGUCCAUCCUAGAGCACGAUCAACUAAUCCUCAACUGGUCUGCCUACCAAGACCAGUUCCAGCAAACUCACUCGCUUUGUAAUACCUUUGAAUAAAACACAAGCUUCUUUUCUCUCAA
Molecule: messenger RNA, 1070 nt
Organism: Culex pipiens pallens (northern house mosquito)
Lineage: Eukaryota; Metazoa; Arthropoda; Insecta; Diptera; Culicidae
Gene: TBCC
Product: tubulin-specific chaperone C
Exons: 1
Coding region: 7-1047 (346 amino acids)
Biological process (GO): tubulin complex assembly; post-chaperonin tubulin folding pathway
Cellular component (GO): cytoplasm
Molecular function (GO): tubulin binding
Source: RefSeq, a predicted model, not a curated record